AUGGGAGCUGAGAAGAAAUGGCUCCUAACGCUCUUCUCGGCCACAUUCCUCUCUCUCCUCCUCCUCUUGCUCUCCUCCAUCUCUGCCUUCAGCUCACCCAAACCCUUCCUUUCAAUUGUCCAGCACGGCUCUCACUACCCGCCCGCUUUCGCUUACUACAUAUGGGGCGGCCGGGGCGAUAGGGGUCGGAUCCUCCGGCUAUUGCUCGCCGUCUAUCAUCCGCGAAAUCGCUACUUGUUGCAUCUCUCGGCUGAUGAAUCUGAAGAUGAGCGGCGCCGCCUUGCCUCGGCCAUCAAGGAGGUGCCAGCAAUUCGAGCAUUUGGUAAUGUGGAUGUGGUGGGCAAGCCUGAUCGAAUCACCUACAUGGGCUCUUCGAAUAUUGCCACCACGUUGCGCGCUGCGGCGAUUUUGUUGAAGUUUGACAGUGGAUGGGAUUGGUUCGUCACUUUGAGUGCUAUGGAUUACCCACUUAUCACUCAGGACGACCUGUCUCAUGUGUUCUCCUCUGUUAGAAGAGAUCUCAAUUUCAUUGAUCACACCAGUGACCUUGGAUGGAAAGAGUUGCAUAGGGUCCGGCCAAUUGUAGUUGAUCCAGGGUUAUACCUAGCCCGGAGGAGCCAAAUUUUCCAUGCUACAGAGAAGCGGAAAACUCCUGAUGCUUUUAAAAUAUUCACAGGUUCCCCAUGGGUCAUCCUGAGCAGAUCCUUUCUGGAAUUUUGCAUUCUUGGUUGGGAUAACCUUCCCCGGACCAUGCUCAUGUACUUUACGAAUGUGAUGUUGUCCCAGGAAGGAUAUUUUCAUUCUGUUAUAUGCAAUUCACCAGAGUUUAAGAACACUACUGUGAACAGUGAUUUAAGAUACAUGAUCUGGGACACUCCCCCCAAAAUGGAACCCCACUUCCUCAAUAUGUCGGAUUAUGAUCAAAUGGUUCAAGGUGGAGCUGCUUUUGCCCGACAAUUCCAGAAAGAUGACCCUGUGCUGGACAUGGUUGAUGAAAGGAUCCUCAAGCGUGGGCGAAAUCGAGCUGCCCCAGGGGCAUGGUGCUCAGGCUGGAAAAGCUGGUGGAUGGAUCCAUGCUCUCAAUGGGGUGAUGCCAAUAUCUUGAAGCCGGGGCCCCAAGCGAAGAAAUUUGAAGAGUCGAUUACUAACCUUCUUGAUGACUGGACUGCGCAAUCAAAUCAAUGCCAAUGA
Prunus armeniaca (apricot) is the source of this 1191-nucleotide messenger RNA. The record is from the annotation of a GenBank genome assembly. Lineage: Eukaryota; Viridiplantae; Streptophyta; Magnoliopsida; Rosales; Rosaceae.